Messenger RNA from Capsicum annuum, 3984 nucleotides. Its product is annotated as cingulin. The transcript is spliced from 9 exons. Bases 364 to 3609 code for a protein of 1081 amino acids. The record is from RefSeq and is a predicted model, not a curated record. Lineage: Eukaryota; Viridiplantae; Streptophyta; Magnoliopsida; Solanales; Solanaceae.
UAUACAUAUAUAUAUAUACACACAGAGGAUGCAGAGAGAGAAAGAAGAGAGAGAGAACCACUGUGUGUGAAAAUUUGGAAGAAAACCCACUUCAGAUCUACUCCUCUUUCUUGUCAACACAUUCUUCAUUAUUUUCACUACCAUUUCAUCAAAGUUUCCACACUGGAAGCUCCAUUUUAGUAGUAACUCACAUUUCCAUCCACCGUAUAUUUAACUCACUGCCACGUGUCACCUUCUGGGUAUUCUGUUUUUUAAGCUGCAUGGUCAUUUUCCGGCGAGGUUAGCCGGAGCUCCGGCGGGAAAUUGAGGUGGGUUUUUUUGAGAAAAUGUGUUAAUUGAAGGGUAAAAGUGGAAAAAAAUAAAAUGUUUAAGACUGGUAGAUGGAGAGGAGAAAAGAACAAGAUCAAAGUUGGGUUCAAGUUGCAAUUUCAUGCAACUCAGGUGUCACAGGUAAAAGGAGAUGCAUUAAUGGUAGCUGUGGUCCCUGCUGAUGUUGGAAAGGCAACGGUAAGAUCAGAGAAGGCCACGGUUCGUGAUGGGAACUGCUACUGGGAGAAUACAGUACUCGAAACCGUGAAAUUAACUCGAGAGCCAAAGUCGGGCAAGAUUCAUGAGAGGAUCUAUAACUUUGUUGUGGGAACUGGCUCUUCAAAAAAUGGAGUCGUAGGUGAAGCUUCAAUUGAUUUUUCGAGUUAUGCUGAUGCUACUAAGGUGUCCUUGGUGUCUCUACCCCUCAAAAAUUCAAAAUCUGAAGCUUUGUUGCAUGUUUCAAUACAGAGGAUUCAGGAUUCUGCUGAUCAAAGUGUUGUUGAAGAAAUCGAAAAUGCAAAACUGAAUUCUCUGGAUAAAAGCUUGAGAUCGCAAUUAAGCAAUGGUGAUUUCGAAGAACUAGUUAAAGACAAUUCUAUUGAGGAUGAUCUGGCCAAUAAACCUGAAUCUCAAAAUGCUGGAAAAAACGGCAACUGCCGGACGUCAAGUGAAUCUGAUAUCACCCUGUCCAGUUCUAGGAGCAGCUCAGGGCUUGAUACGCCUUGUGAAGUUCCAUUGAAGAACAACAUGGGCCAUCAGGAGCAGAUAAACUUUCCAUCCACUCUGAAUCAUGGUUUGGUUCCCCAGAAGCAAAAUAGCAAUGUGUCAACAGCAGUUCAUGAAGAAAGUCCGGAUGUACAAUGGGAGUGGAUGGGAGGUUCUGCUUUUGACACGAGUACAGAUGCUUCUGCAGGCACUCCAAAAGAAGCAGCCCUUCUAAGAUUAACAUCACAAGAGGCCUCAGAUGUUGAAAAGCUCAAAACUGAGCUCAUAGCUAUGGCUAGGCAAGCAGACAUGACAGAUUUGGAACUACAGACUCUUCGGAAACAGAUAGUCCGGGAGAGCAAAAAAGGACAGGACUUAUUAAAAGAGGUAGCUAGCCUGAAAGAGGAACGAGAUGCUCUCAAGGAAGAAUGCAAUAAAUUUAAAGCCUCGCAGAAACGUAUGGAUGAGACAAGGUCCAAAGACAAGUUGCUUUAUGACAAUGGAGAUAUUCAGGCUCUCGUCCACGAGCUUAGACAAGAGUUGAAUUAUCAGAAGGACCUUAAUGCCAAUCUUCAGAUACAACUUCAGAAGACACAGGAAUCAAAUGCUGAACUAAUUCUUGCUGUUCGUGAUCUAGACGAGAUGUUGGAACAGAAAAACCAAGAAAUUGCUAGGUUACCCAACAAAUCGACGACCUGUGAUGAUGAUGCUGAAAAGUUUCCAGAUGUUAUCUCCAACUCCAAACAUGAAAUGACUGAUGAAGAUGAUGAAGAGCAAAAGGCACUUGAGCAGCUUGUGAGAGACCAUACUGAUGUCAAGGACACACAUGUGCUAGAGCAAAAAAUCAUGGACCUACACGGAGAAAUUGAGAUCUACAGAAGAGACAGAGAUGAGUUAGAAAUGCAGAUGGAGCAACUUGCGCUUGACUACGAGAUACUGAAGCAAGAAAACCAUGACAUGUCGUACAAACUGGAGCAAAGCGAGCUACAGGAGCAAUUGAAGAUGCAGUAUGAGUGUUCGUCCUCAUAUGCCACUGUAAGUCAACUGGAAGCCCAGAUUGACAGCUUGGAGAAUGAGCUGAAGAAGCAAUCUGAAGAAUUCUCCGACUCUUUAGUCACCAUUAGGGAACUCGAAGCUCAAGCGAGAAACUUGGAGGAGGAACUGGAAAAGCAAGCCCAAGAAUUUGAAGCUGAUCUCAGUAUGCUGACUCGUGAUAAAGUUGAACAGGAGCAGAGAGCGAUACGAGCUGAAGAAGCCCUGAGGAAGACAAGAUGGCAAAACGCUAGCACCGCAGAGCGGCUUCAGGAGGAAUUUAAACGGCUUUCUGUCCAAAUGGCAUCCACUUUUGAAGCUAAUGAAAAAUUGGCUAGCAAAGCAUUGAAUGAAGCUAAUGAAUUCCGCCUAGAGAAAAUGUAUCUUGAAAAUAAGCUCCGGAAAUCAUCUGAGGAGCUUCAGUCAAUCAAAGACCAUUAUGAAGCAAAGGUUUUUGAGCUUUCGAGCCAGGUGAGUAGAAUGUCAGGUCAAAUAGAAAAGUUGCAGACAGAAAUUGGAGAAAGGUCUUUGCAAAUACAGAAACAAGAAGAGCUUGCCAAAGAAAGUCAGCUGUGCCUGUCACAGAAAAUUAUAAUCCUUGAAGCCGAGAUUGAAAAUCUUCUAACAGACAAGAAAAUAUCUUCUGAUCAUGAAGAACAAAAGAAUAGCAUGAUGGCAGAGUUGGAUAAGAUGAGGACCUCAAUUAAAGACAUGGAACUGCUUGUAGAAAAGGGCUGCAAUGAAAGAAGUGAACUGGAAACUAAGCUUGCGUCAGUGAGAAAAGAAGCCGAUGAUUCUCUCAAGGAAUUAAACUAUAUGAGGUCUCUUAAGGACGAGAAGGGGGUGUUAGCUGGAAAACUGCAUUCAGAAGUAGAUAACCUUAAAUCUAGAUGCACUGAAAUGAAAAGGAUGUUGUUUGAGGACGAGGUGGAGAAAGAAAAAUUGAAAAAACAGGUGUCUCAAUUGAAAGGUGAUUUGAAGAAGAAAGAGGAUGCAUUGAAUAGUUUAGAUAAAAAGCUCAAGGAUGCCAACGGUCGAGUAAUAGCUUCUAAUGGAAUGAAAACAACAUCAAAGAACAACAAAUCCAUGCCCUCAAGAGAGGUUGCAAGUCUUAAAGAGAAGAUAAAGUUGCUUGAGGGUCAAAUCAAGCUGAAGGAAAGUGCACUGGAGAGCUCAACAAAUUCAUUUUUGGAGAAGGAGAGAGAUCUUCAAGACAGAAUAGAGGAGUUAGAUAAAAGAUUAGAAGAACUCACUCAGAAUGCAGAAAAGCUAUCUGAACAAGAGUCCCGAAAGGUAGUUGCGGAAGUUCUAAGUCCAGAAGAUGAAAGUCCCUGCCAAAUGCUGACAAUGAAGAGCUGCAAUGGCUGUUCACUUAACAAGACAAUACAUAUCGAGGAAUUGUCCAACGAAAUUGAACACCUGAGGGAAAGGAACAACGUAAUGGAAGAUGAACUGAAGGAAAUGCAAGAGAGGUAUUCAGAAAUAAGCCUCAAGUUUGCUGAGGUAGAAGGAGAAAGACAGCAACUAGUAAUGAAAUUGCGCAACGCGAAAAAGAAUCCAUAAAAACAGUUCCAUGGAGGCAAUGAAACCAGGUUCUUUCUUCCAGAAUAGUAAAUGUGAAUUGUACCCAAAAAAAAAAAUAAAAAAAAAAUUAAAAUACAUGUAUAUUGGUGAGGGAAUUUUUCUCUUUUCUCAUUAUUUUUUCAAUAUUUUGUUUUUAGCAUAUAGUGCUUGACUUUAGCAUUUAGAUAUUAUACAAGAAUGUAAAGUAGUCUACCAAAUACCACAUGUCUCACAAGUUGUCUAGAGUAUUUUCAGCUGUUUCUGUGAUUAGUGUUUGGUAAUGUCUUUCCGAUCAUCAUAUUUCAUUCUUUGAUAUGUAAAAGAAGAAAAUUUGUACUAGAUAUUUGAUUGAUAACAGUCCACUUUAUAGUGUCC